AUUGAGCUGUACAGAUUUCACACACAGGUAUUGACACAGGAAGAGUAACUGACUAUGGCCAGUGAGGUUGACAGACAGGCUGUGUUAAAGGUGACAAAAGUACGAAAAAAUGUGAAACAAGACGGAAGCUGGAUUCACAGAUCUCAAGUGGACCAAGACACACAAGAUGUGCAACAUACACGUAAAUCGCUGGGUCCAGUAAAUUUGUUUUCAGCCGGAGACAGUCCUGUUUCUCCAGCCCACCAGAGCCCUGCCUCUAUCAGCCAUGCAUCCACUAGUUUAGAUUCAACCACACCUCAUCGAAGAUCUUAUAUUCAGUCAGCAGUACAAAAAUUUGAAGCUUUAGGCUCAACAGAAAACUCACCUGUCAAGAGUAAGACCUACCAGGACAAAAGUACAAGUGCAGAAGAAGCACAGAAGACACAUGAAGAGAAAGAGGUCACACGAGUAGAAAAAGCAGUGGAUACACCCGCAAUCACACCUGUAAAUGAAGCAGUGAAGACAUCUUCAGAUAUUCCUGAAGAGGAAGCCCUGGAAACACCUGCAGACACACCUGUAGAGAAAGCAGUUGAGAUACAUGCAGACACACAUGUAGAAGAAGCACUGGAGAAACCGAAAGUUACACCUGUACAGAAAACAGAUGAAGUAUUUGCACAGGAAGCGUUGGAGAUGUCCAAUGUCACACCUGUAGAUGAAGCUUUUGAGACAUCUAAAGUCACACAUGUAGAGAAAGCAGAUGAAAUACCUGCAGACUCACAUGUAGAUGAAUCUUAUGAGACAUAUACAGUCACAUCUAUAGAGAAAGCUGUGAAGACACCUGUAGAGAAAUCUUUGGAGAAAAUUAAUGUCACACCUGUAAACGAAGCUUUUGAGACAUCUACAGUCACACUUGUAGAGAAUGCAGUGGAAGCACUUGCAGACACACCUGUAGAGGAAUCCCUGGAGACUUUUCUAGUCCCAUCUGUACAUUACACAGUGAAAACAGAGGACACAUCUAAAGUCACAUAUCUAGAGAAAACACUUGAGAUAACUGCAGAAUCACCUGCACUGGAGACAUCUAAAGUCACACCUGUUGAGAAGGCAGUUGAGAUAUCAACACACACUCCCGUAGAGGCAGAAGUGGAGACAUGUCUAGUCUCGUGUGUACAUGAAUCGUUGAACAUAUCUUUAAACAAUCCUCCAAAGGAAGCGCUGGAGACAUCUGGAGACAACACAACAGACAAUGGGAUAAACAAUACAGUUGAUUCAGUCACACCAGAGAUUGUACAAGAAGUAAAGACCACACUUGUACUCAAACAAAAAGAAAACCAGGUGACAGAAGCCACAAGUGAAUACGGGGAACUUUCACUACAGUCUGCACUGGAAGCUCCAGGUAUACAGUCAUCAGAUACAUCUGAGACAGAUCAAGGCCCAGCCACUGUAAAACUUUUGACAAAACCAACGGAAGAGUCCAGUUUUGGAACAAAGCUCCACGGACUAAACAGUGAAACUCGAUUGAGUGUGAAACAUAAGCCUAUGUGUUCCUUCUGCAAGCAAACCAUAGAUGAGAAUGUGAAAAUUACCAUUGACGAUCCUGCAAUUUGCUGCCAUCCAGAAUGUUUCAAGUGUGACGGUUGCAAAAUGCUUCUGGGUGAUCUCUUGUGCUCCAUGUACCACCAUGGUGGAAAAGUCCUCUGCGAGAAAUGCUUUGAUGAUGUCUUCUUCCUUUGAUUACACAUCUCCAUGGCAACCGACCCAUCACCACAACUAGUGUAUAUAUGACAAUCAAGCACAUCUCACUCUCCUCUCACAUCGCUACUGAGUUUGAAAAUACAGUACAAACUUUUUAAAUAAUAGCUUUACUCUUCAGUAAAAAUUGCUGUCAUAUGGUCAUAUGAAUAUAAUAUAGUGUACUACAUAUGUUUAUCAUUGUGUGUAUUUAAUAUCCCUGUAAACAGAUUUUCAAAAUAUUGCUUAUACCUUUUAUAAUUCACAAUUUCACUUUCUCAUAAAUGUGAACUCUGACAUGUGAAAUGAAGUCAAUAGACUGAUUUCACUCCGCUGCCAUGUUGAAAUCGAAAGCAUUUUUAAGAAGAUAACAUGACAAACAUUGAAAUUAAACAUUUGAACAAUGUCCUGGGGUGUGUUAACCGUGGUAUAAGCGGAAUAAUUGACGCUUCGCGUCGUGGCCGCAGUACACGACUUUGAUAAGAGCAAACGUUGGCGACCA
Messenger RNA from Triplophysa rosa, 2209 nucleotides. RefSeq lists its product as uncharacterized. NCBI's taxonomy places the organism in Eukaryota, Metazoa, Chordata, Actinopteri, Cypriniformes, Nemacheilidae. The transcript has 8 exons. The record is from RefSeq and is a predicted model, not a curated record. The coding region runs from base 55 to 1710 and encodes 551 amino acids.